GCCGUGGGCCUCUCGGUUAACGAGCUUCGGGGGUUGCGGCGGGUUAGUGACAGGCGCGCUUGGCAGUCGCCUGUGCCGCUUUGCUUGGGACCACUCGAACUGGCGCCCGGAAGACGUGAUUUUCAAAGCUAAUUAUGAAAACAUUUGUCAUUGGAAUCGGUGGUGUGACAAAUGGUGGGAAGACAACACUGGCUAAGAAUUUGCAGAAACGCCUUCCAAACUGCAGUAUCAUAUCUCAGGAUAAUUUCUUUAAGCCAGAGUCUGAGAUAGAGACAGAUGAAAAUGGAUUUCUUCAGUAUGAUAUGCUUGAAGCACUUAACAUGGAGGAGAUGAUGUCCGCCAUUUCCCGCUGGAUGGAAAGCGCAGCACACCCUCUGGCAUCAAGGGACAGGGGAAACGCUGAGGAAAUUCCCAUCUUAAUUAUCGAAGGCUUCCUUCUCUAUAAUUAUAAGCCCCUUGACACUAUAUGGAAUAGAAGCUAUUUUCUGACCAUUCCGUAUGAAGAAUGUAAGAGGAGGAGGAGUACAAGGAUCUACGAGCCUCCAGACACCCCAGGGUACUUUGAGGGCCACGUGUGGCCCAUGUAUCUAAAGCACAGAAAAGAAAUGGAGAACAUCUCAUGGGAAAUCGUUUACCUAGAUGGAACAAAAUCUGAAGAGGACCUCUUUUCACAAGUGUAUGAAGACCUAAUACAAGAACUAGCAAAGCAAAAGUGUCUGCAAGUGACAGCGUAGAGUUGGAAUGCACUGAAUCCUUCCUGGAGUGAAUUAGGAAAUUCAAAGGAAGCUAUGCAAGAACCUUAACCAAGAUACAAUGUGUACUUCGGUAUGAUGACAGCCUGUUGUUUCGUUUAUUUGCUUCUCUGUUUGUUCUAUCACACAUGAUUUCCUUAACACAUGGAAAAGUAAGUAGUUAUCCAUGACAAUGGACAGGAAUUUACUUUAACUUUGUUCUCACUCCAGGAAGUACAAGACACAGCAUAGCUCACAAAGAGUGAGUCAGUUUCUCUAGACCAGUGAUUGUCAAACUCUUCUGAAUGGGACCCGGAGUAAGGAAUAAGAUAUAGAUCACAAUCCAGUAUAUAUGUAAUCUAUUGAUGUGUGUGUUUGUGUGUAUGUAUCUAUAUGUGUUGCAUGUAUCAUAUCAAGAAUUAUAAAAUAUUUACCUCACAUACAAUGUACUCUUGAUAUUUCUCUAUUUUUAAUUUUUUAAAAAUAUUGGUUACCAUCCCAUACCAAUGCCCACCUCCUGCAAAUAAAGGGAUUACCAGGAGUAGUCAUAUUGGUAAUCAUAUUGAAUAAAUCAACAAUUUGCCAACAGUAUCUUUUUUGUGUUUUGUCCUUGUUGCCGCUGUUACUGUUUUUUAUAUGUGUCUGAAACCACUGAAUCAUUUGUGUCACUUAUGUUGAGACUUUGUUACAAAUAAGGUUUUUAUGUGCAUGUUUUAUUUUGUUUUUGUCAAACCAUUGGUCUAAAAUAGCAGAAAUAAGUUACAGUUACUUCAGUGAUAUGUAAUACAGGGGAGCUUUCAUUGAAAAACACAACAGGAGAUCUGUAUAAUCGUAUCAUUUUUUUGAGGCCUUAUUCAAUGCUGGAAGUUAAAUUAGUGAUCAACUUGUUAUUUAUUAAUAAUAGAUUGCUCACACCCUCUCAGUCCUUACAAAUAUAAAAUAUAUUCUUACAUUAACUUUAAACAUUCUCUACAGACUCAUCUGAUCAGCACUCAGAACUUAGAAAUUUGUAACUAGCUUACACUCACCAAUGACUAGGGGGUUUUUUGGUCACACACACUGAAAAAAAAAAAAAAAUCUGGGCUCAAAUUAAGUUCAUCCUUUUAAUAGCUAUAUGUCUUUGAUCAAACCAUUUAAAGUCUAUACUUCCUCUUUAUAAGAAGGGGAUAUCAACAGUGCUUAGUGUGGGUUUAGUGGAGAGUAAGGAUAAAGUUCACAAUCCUUCAUAUGGCCCCCAAGACAUUCCCUGAUCUAGCUUAUGAGUGCCUCUCUACCCUCAU
Molecule: messenger RNA, 2011 nt
Organism: Delphinapterus leucas (beluga whale)
Lineage: Eukaryota; Metazoa; Chordata; Mammalia; Artiodactyla; Monodontidae
Gene: NMRK1
Product: nicotinamide riboside kinase 1
Source: RefSeq, a predicted model, not a curated record